This is a messenger RNA of Lodderomyces jiufengensis, 1758 nucleotides long. RefSeq lists its product as uncharacterized. Gene Ontology annotation, molecular function: NADP binding; flavin adenine dinucleotide binding; N,N-dimethylaniline monooxygenase activity. The record is from RefSeq and is a predicted model, not a curated record. The transcript has a single exon. Bases 1 to 1758 code for a protein of 585 amino acids. Lineage: Eukaryota; Fungi; Ascomycota; Pichiomycetes; Serinales; Debaryomycetaceae.
AUGUCAACAACCACUGAAACAACAUCUACAACAACUCCAACAACUCAAUCAACAAACCCACCAAAAAUCCCACAAAUAGAAUCAAUCGCAAUAAUUGGUGCAGGCCCAGCAGGUUUAGCUUCAUUAUAUGAAUUCUUACAUACAACAAAAGAUGGUGAAUCAACAUUAACUAAUGCCAAAAACACUUACCAUGAAAAUAAAUUACCUUCAAACCCUGCUUUUUCUCGUAUUGUUGCUUUUGAAACUAAAGAUCAUGCUGGUGGGAUAUGGGCACCAGCUACUGAAAAAGCAGAUUUAAAUGUCCCACCACAAGAUAUUUUAAAUACUGAAAAUUAUAAUAAUCCUGAAAUUAUUAGACCAAGUAGAAAAUCACCAAAAGAUUUAUCACAAACUAAUGUUAAAAAUCCUUUAAAUGUUAAAGAUUCAACAAAUGGAUUAGAAAAUGAAUUAGAAUGGAAUAGAUCUGGUAUUUUUCAAUUUUUAUUUACUAAUAUUCCUCAAAGAUUUACUCGUUAUUCUUAUUUACCAGAUGAAAAAGAAUAUUAUUCUCAAAAUAGAACAAUUUAUCCAUUUUUAACUAACAAGGAAUUAGCAUCACGUUUUUCAAAUUUCAUUAAAGAUGAAAAUUUAUUAGAUCAUAUUAGAUUAAAUUCAGUUGUUGAAAAUGUUGUCAAGAAUGAGAAAACUGGGAAAUGGGAACUUAGUGUUAGACAUAAAUUAGAUAACGGCACUGAUGAAUGGUAUAAGGAAGAAUUUGACGCUGUUGUAGUUUCUAAUGGUCAUUACACAGUUCCUUAUUAUCCUCAUAUUAAAGGAUUAGCAGAGUUCAAUCAAAAUUUCCCAGAUAGUUUAUUACAUGUUAAAUCUUUUAGAAAUUUAGAUGAUUACAAAGAUAAGGAUGUUUUAGUAAUUGGUAAUUCAAUCUCAACUGCAAAUGCAGUACAAUACUUAGUUCCUUUAGCUAAAUCAGUUACUGUCUCCAAAAGAGGUGAACAUUUAGUUUUUAAAUACAUUAAUGAAGCCUUAAAAUCAGAAGGUAUAACUUCAAAACCUACUAUUGAGUAUAUUGAUCCUAAAACUGGUAAUUUCCAUUUCUCAGAUGGUACAAGUGGUAAAUUUGAUAAAAUUAUUUUUUCAACUGGUUAUCAUUAUCAUUUCCCAUUUUUUGGUAAAGAUUCAGAAUAUUUAAAAUUAAUCAAUCCAGGUAAUUUAUCAAGAGUUGAAGGACUUUAUCAUAAUACUUUUUUCCAAAAUGAUCCAACAUUAGGUACAGUAGGUAUAACUGUAUCACAAUUAAAUUUCCAUACAAUUGAAGCAAGUGCAGCUGCAUUAGCUGGUGUUUGGUCAGGUUCUAAACAACUUCCACCACAAGUUGAUCAAAAACAAUGGGAAAUUGAAACAGUUAAACAAAAAGGUGAUUCUUUACAUUUCCAUUAUUAUACUCAACAUACAGCUAAAGAAUUUGUAGAUGGUGUUGUUCCUUAUUUUGCUGACAAUAGAUAUAAUCCAUUAGAUGUUGAUGGUGAAUUUGUUCAAGAAGUUGAUAUUGGUGGUGAUUAUUUAGAGAAAUUAUUUUAUGGAUUGAAAGAAGGUAAAAUUAGUAUAAAUGACACUACUGAUAAUUUGGGUUCUAAAUCUUUAGAUGAAGCUUUGAAAACUAAGAAUCAAGGUGAGAAAAGUGAUCAGAAGGAUAAGAAAGAUGAUGUUCAAGUUGAUGUUGAAUCUGUUGUUGAUGGGGUUGAAGCUAUUGCUGUUUAA